GAGUUGUAGUCCAAAUUACCUCCGGUCGCUCUCAUCAUGCGCAACAAAAAACUACAACAACCAGAUUGGAAAACGCGGAAGAGCGCCACAAAAACAGUAGCCCGUAGCAACACGCGACGGUAGAAGCAGGAUGUCUCACGCUGGGAAAAAGAGAAAACUUGAUAAAACCCGACAGGACAUGCUUUAUUUCGAUAGCUAUUCCGAUGUGACGAUACACGAAGAGAUGAUCGCAGACCACGUCCGGACCAACACUUACCGGACGGCCAUAUUUCGGAACAGCGAGUCGAUUAAGGGCAAAGUGGUGCUGGAUGUCGGGGCAGGAACCGGCGUUUUGAGCAUCUUCUGCGCUCAGGCCGGCGCUAGGAAAGUCUACGCGGUGGAGGCUUGCUCCAUAGCCGAGCAGGCAGCGGAGAUAGUGAAGCGGAACAACGUGGACGACGUGGUGGAGGUCAUCAGAGGCACGGUGGAGACGGUGGAGCUGCCCGAGAAGGUGGAGGUGAUCGUGAGCGAGUGGAUGGGCUACGCUCUGCUGCACGAGUCCAUGCUCAACUCGGUGCUGCACGCGCGCGACAGGUGGCUGAAGGCCGGCGGACUCAUCCUGCCGAGCAGAGCCGAGCUCUACAUCACUCCCAUCAGCGAGCCGGUGGCGGAGGAGCGCCUGUACUUCUGGUACACCGUCAAGGACCAGUACGGCGUCGACAUGUCCUGCAUGUCCGACUUCGCCCGGAGGUGCAUCAAGAACUCGGACGUCACGGUGAGCACCGUGGCCGUGGAGGACGUGCUCUCCCACCCGGCCCGCUUCGCCGAGCUCGACCUGCGCUCGGUGACGGCGGAGGAGGUGCGCGGCGUGAAGGGCCGCUUCAGGUGCGAGUCGUUCGGCUCGGCUGCGGUGAACGCGUUCUGUGUUUACUUCACGGUCACCUUCCCCUGUCCGGACACAGCGCACUCGCUCGCGCUGUGCACGUCCCCGUUCAAGCCGGAGACCCACUGGAAGCAGGCGGUGCUGUACCUGGACUCCCCCGUGGAGGUGGUGCAGGACACGGAGAUUAGCGGGGAGGUUAGCAUGUUUCCCUCAGAGGACAGCUCCAGACACAUCUGCAUCCACGUGGACUACACUAUAGGAGAGCAGAAAAGACAAUCCAAGACGUUUUCUAUCCCGGACUGGACCUCUGACCCUCAGCCAUAGAGGGGUUGAACGAUUUCCCUCCUACAGUUCAUUCAUGUUAACACUUUUGGUGCCCAAAAUACUCCUGAUUCUAGGUUACAUUUACCAGCUCUACUCACUGGUUCCAUACGGAAGUGGAUUUAUGACUGCAACUUUAGCUGGUGAAACCUUAACAUUCACUGUUGCAUUUAGUUAUAGUAAAGAUCACCUUCUACCUUCUGAUCUACCCUCAUUUCAUAUGGCUGAAGUACUAAAUAUAUAUUUUUAAUUAUUCUGCUUUUGCUACAAUUUUAUUUAAGCAGUGACACUGUCAAUGUUGACAUAUUCAUGUUCAUUUUAACCUAAUAAAGAUCUAAUGGUGCUGGAAGAAG
Molecule: messenger RNA, 1536 nt
Organism: Fundulus heteroclitus (mummichog)
Lineage: Eukaryota; Metazoa; Chordata; Actinopteri; Cyprinodontiformes; Fundulidae
Gene: prmt6
Product: protein arginine methyltransferase 6
Exons: 1
Coding region: 131-1186 (351 amino acids)
Biological process (GO): peptidyl-arginine methylation
Molecular function (GO): protein-arginine N-methyltransferase activity
Source: RefSeq, a predicted model, not a curated record